CGCUAGCUCUGGUUCUGGAAUUCCAGAGCAAAUGUAGCAGUCUCUAUGAUUGAAUAAUUAAACCCUAAUAUUUUUCUAUAACUAUUCUUACUGAUUAUUAACUUAUCAAUUCUAAUUUUUUCUAGAAAGGAGUUUACGUAUACGGUUUGAGGUGCGUCUUAGAGGCAUGGAAGACAGAGCUAAGCUCCUGAUACUAUACGCAACUCAAACCGGUAACGCGUUGGACGCGGCGGAGCGUAUGGCUCGAGAAGCCGAACGCCGACGUUGCCCUGUCAACCUUCUUUCUAUUGACGAAUACGACGCCAGUUCCUUACCUCAUGAAGACACAGUCAUUUUUGUUGUUUCUACCACAGGCCAGGGAGAUACGCCAGACUCCAUGAAGGUCUUUUGGAGGUUUCUUCUGCAGAGAAGUUUAAGUAAGCAUUGGCUGGAAGGUGUUCACUAUGCUUUGUUUGGCUUGGGAGAUUCUGGUUACCAGAAAUAUAAUUUUGUUGCUAAGAAGCUUGACAAAAGACUUUCAGAUCUUGGAGCAAUGGCUAUUAUUGAAAAGGGUUUGGGAGAUGACCAGCACCCAUCAGGGUAUGAGGCUGCACUGGAUCCAUGGAUGUCAUCUUUGUGGAGUAUGUUAAAUCAAAUCAAUCAUAAAUUUUUCCCACAAGGUCCAGAUUUUGUGAUUCCAGAUAUGAAAUUGAUUGAUCAACCAAAAGUUCAGAUCACAUAUCAUUGCAAUGACAAGGUGGAUCCUCAAUUUCAUCCAAACUCAGAUUUGAAAUGGAUUGAGAUGCAAAUUGAGAGGGCUCGCUCAAUGUCUCCUGGAAAAUUUACCCCGGACAAGAAUAGGCCUCACUGCUUUCUCAAAAUGAUAAAAAAUCAACCACUGACUAGAGCAGGAUGUGAAAAGGACGUGCGCCACUUUGAGUUUGAAUUUGUUUCAUCCGCUAUUGAAUAUGAAGUUGGUGACGUUCUUGAGGUUCUCCCCAGUCAGAAUCUUUCUGCCGUAGAUGCUUUCAUAGAGCGAUGUAAUUUGGACCCUGAUGCAUUCAUUACUGUUCAUCCUAGAGAGAUGGACAAUCACCUUCUUCAUACUUGUACAACUGCCAAAGUCCCGAUCAAAUUGAAAGCUUUCGUGGCAUUGACAAUGGAUGUUGCAUCAGCUUCCCCUCGACGGUAUUUUUUUGAGGUCAUGAGUUAUUUUGCAACAGCUCCACAUGAAAAGGAAAGACUUCAAUAUUUUGCUUCAGCUGAAGGAAGAGAUGAUCUAUACCAAUACAAUCAGAAGGAACGAAGAACUGUUCUUGAGGUAUUAGAGGAUUUUCCAUCUGUUCAAAUGCCAUUUGAAUGGCUGGUGCAGUUGGUUCCUCCAUUGAAAACCAGAGCUUUCUCCAUAUCUUCAUCCCCUUCAGCUCACCCCAAUCAAGUGCACUUAACUGUCAAUGUAGUGUCAUGGACAACACCUUUUAAAAGGGAGCGAAGUGGGCUCUGCUCAAUGUGGCUAGCCCAGCUUGAUCCUGAACAAAGCACUCAUGUUCCAGCAUGGUUUCGGAAAGGUACCCUUUAUCCCCCACCACCAUCGCUUCCGCUCAUUCUUAUUGGACCCGGAACAGGUUGCGCACCUUUUCGCGGAUUUGUGGAAGAAAGAGUGAUACAAAGUGAAUCUGAUGCAGUUGCCCCAGUUAUAUUCUUCUUUGGUUGCUGGAAUGAGAAUAAUGACUUCCUAUACAGAGACUUUUGGUUGUCGCAUUCACAAAAUGGUGGGGUACUUUCGGAAGCUAAGGGUGGAGGUUUUUUUGUUGCUUUCUCAAGGGACCAGCCACAGAAGGUCUAUGUGCAGCAUAAGAUGCGUGAAAAUAGUCAGAGGAUAUGGAAUUUACUUAGUCAGGGAGCUGCUAUCUAUGUUGCAGGUUCAUCUACCAAAAUGCCUUCCGACGUAUUGUCUGCCUUUGAGGAUAUUGUAUCCAAGGAAAGUGGGCUUCCAAAGGAAUCUGCUGUGAGGUGGCUUAGGGCACUGGAAAAGGCUGGCAAGUAUCAUGUUGAAGCUUGGUCUUGAGCUCGGCUUUAUUCUUUAUGUUAUGGGAAUAUGAAACACCAGUUUUGCAGGGAAUGUUGUAGAUUGAGUUUCAGUUGAAGUUUAUACUAGAAGCAAUUUAAGUUGAGGUGAUUGGAUGCUUGAGAAAGCAUCUGGGAUAGUUGUACAAUAUUGUACAAUGGAUUAGAUUGUUUGCAAAAGUUAAGACUAAUAUUAAUUGCCAUUGGUUAUGGCUCUUUAUUGUCAAUAAAAGAGAAAAAGAAAAGGGUUGAGGUGCCAUCUUGUCA
Molecule: messenger RNA, 2313 nt
Organism: Alnus glutinosa
Lineage: Eukaryota; Viridiplantae; Streptophyta; Magnoliopsida; Fagales; Betulaceae
Product: NADPH-dependent diflavin oxidoreductase 1
Exons: 12
Coding region: 167-2047 (626 amino acids)
Cellular component (GO): cytosol
Molecular function (GO): flavin adenine dinucleotide binding; FMN binding; NADPH-hemoprotein reductase activity
Source: RefSeq, a predicted model, not a curated record